CGCAUCGCUCGCCGCCACCGGGGACCGCUGUGGUGCCCGCCUUCACUAGCGCCCAAGAUGGCAGCGGUGGCGCUGCUUCGGGGCGCGGCUGCGGGGCGCAGAAACCCGGCUUGGCACUGGCGGCCGAGCGAGACCACGAGGCGCUGCCUAGCUCGUGGCACCGGCCUUCUCGGCAGCAACUCCACGGACGGUGUAGCCUGGACCUGCUUCCGGCUGGACGGGCGCGCCUUAAUGCGCGUGCGCGGCCCGGACGCAGCGCCCUUCCUGUCGGGACUGUUGACCAAUGAGCUGCCGCUUUCGGGGCCUCCGACCGGCGCGGCUCAGCCCUCUGCGCGUGCGGCGUAUGCCCAUUUCCUGAAUGUGCAGGGACGCACGCUCUACGACGUCAUUCUUUAUGGCUCUAAGCCCAUGUAUAUCUUCUGCAGACUCCCAGAGUGUACGGAGGAGGCACCAAGCUUUCUCCUGGAGUGUGACAGCUCUGUGCUGGGCUCCCUACAGAAGCACCUCUCUGUGUACAAGAUCCGGCGGAAGGUCACUGUGGAGCCACAUCCGGAGCUCCAUGUAUGGGCUGUGCUAUCCUGUGCCCCCCAAACCUCUGAGGCUGCACCUCUAGAAGAGAGGGUAGAAGGCACCACCAUGCUCAUCCGUGACCCCCGGACUGCACGGAUGGGGUGGCGGCUUCUCACCCAGGAUGACGGCCCAGCCCUGGUGCCUAGGGGACAGCUUGGGGACCUCCAAGAUUAUCACAUGUACCGGUACCAGCAAGGCAUCCCCGAGGGAGUCUGUGAUCUCCCCCCAGGGAUGGCCCUACCCCUGGAGUCCAACCUGGUCUUCAUGAAUGGUGUGAGCUUCACUAAGGGCUGCUACAUUGGGCAGGAGCUGACGGCCCGGACCCACCACACAGGUGUCAUUCGCAAGCGCCUUUUCCCUGUGAAGCUUGAAGGCCCCCUGCCUGCCAGUGGCAUCAGCCCUGGCACCUUAGUGGUGGUAACUGCAACAGGCCAGGCAGCGGGCAAGUUCAGGGCUGGCCAGGGUCAUGUGGGACUGGCUUUGCUGCGGUCAGAGACAAUCAAGGGGCCUCUCCACAUCAAGACCUCCGAGAGCCAGCUGGUGGCUGUGACUGCCGUGGUACCGGACUGGUGGCCCACAGCUGCCAAGUAGCUGGAUGCUCUGGCGCUCCACUGGCCUUAGAGUUACCAGAUGCCUUUGAGCCUCUGCCCAAGGUCUUCUGCUCUAUAUGCUGCGCCCUGUUGGGUAUGAGUCCCUGCUCCUGUGGUGGCCUUCUGAAACACACCCACUAGGAAAGUUCCAUGUGUUCCAGGCUACAGAUUGACUGAUGCCUCCUACAGAGGGCCUACUCUUGUAGGCUAUCCUCUCUUGAGAAGUCUGACUGAGAGCCGAGUGACCACCUGAUGCUGGGAGAGAAAAGGGUCUGAGCUCCUGUUUGGACCAGAUUCCAAACGAGAUUUUACACAGUCCAUAUGCCAGGUCUAUAGGCCUAUGUCGGGCGCCAGGUCCCUUACCUUGUUUCCCCUUGGAGGAAGGGACUCUGUGUACCUGCAAAGUUGCUGGGCCAGGCUUUGUGUUCUCUUGAAACUCAUCUCAGGGCAGAGAUUGUAUAGGUUGUAUGCAGGGUCUGGAGGUUUGGAUCCCUUGCAUUGGGAGAUGUGUUCUGUGAGGCACAGGGACUACAUGUCUACUGUCCCAAGAGCUCUUUUCGCUCCUCAAAGUGAGCUUCUGUCUUUUCAUGGAAGCUCUAGGAGGGGUGGAGCCCAGGGCUCAGGUCCAUCUGGGAGGGGCUUCUGCUCGGCUGACCUUUUUGCUGGUUUGGGAUAUCACUAUGCUUUUAGUAGGGAGUGACUUGCUGGCCACUGGUGGGGUGCAUACCUCCCUCUGAGCCACUUUUUCUAACCUUUGUAAUGUGAACUGGGGGUCUCGUCACAAAGCCCAAAGACUAGUAAAGUGUGGUCUGUGAACAGCC
Mastomys coucha (southern multimammate mouse) is the source of this 1981-nucleotide messenger RNA. RefSeq names its product iron-sulfur cluster assembly factor IBA57 (gene Iba57). The record is from RefSeq and is a predicted model, not a curated record. Gene Ontology annotation, molecular function: protein binding. Gene Ontology annotation, cellular component: mitochondrial matrix. Bases 58 to 1161 code for a protein of 367 amino acids. The transcript is spliced from 3 exons. Lineage: Eukaryota; Metazoa; Chordata; Mammalia; Rodentia; Muridae.